CGGACGAUGAAUCUUUAUUGUCAUUUAUUCGUUGUCCUGAGAUUUUUAAAAAUCACAUAUGCAUAGCGGCGCUUGACAUGCAUGCUACAGUUCAACGCUCUACCCAGGUUGAAGUACCGACCGACAAUGAGUUCGAUUUUGGAGGUACUACCUAUCUCCCAAGUUUGAAUAUUGAUUUUUCAAGGGGUAUAGUUCAACAACAAACAAUUGUAGGAUUUGGUAGUCAGUCAAAUGAUACAACUAAUUAUGGUACACAGUAUGAUGGUGUGGCUUCAACGCACUAUCAUAACUCUGAUUGGAGUCGGCAGAAUCGUGAGACGGGUGGACCAAGUAAUGCUACUACGCAGUUUCAUAAUUUGAAUUGUAAUGUACGACACCCUUCACAUCCAGGUCCAAGUGAAUUGGACAGUGAUAGGCAUAACGAUUUUGAAGAUAACCCCACAUUGACUCAGCUCACACAAAUUGUGAGCAAUAACGAUUUAGCUAAUGAUAUAAUAAAUGAGUCGGAUAGCGAUAGUCCAUUAGAUCAUGAAGGGAUGGACAAUGAUCAAUCGUCUGCCGACGGUGACGAUUCUGAUGAAGAUGUUGCGGCCUCCGGUGAUCUUAGUGUUAAUUAUCAUUCAAAUGUGAUCCCAUAUUUGGAUAAUACAGAAGAAGUAGAACCGGAAGAUUUUGCAUACAUGAGAGAUAACGAGUCUGUUCGGGCUGCACUUUGAAAUUCCAGUAAUCCUAAAGUUAUCAAAUCAGGUUAG
Messenger RNA from Lycium ferocissimum, 752 nucleotides. RefSeq lists its product as uncharacterized. The coding region runs from base 78 to 716 and encodes 212 amino acids. Lineage: Eukaryota; Viridiplantae; Streptophyta; Magnoliopsida; Solanales; Solanaceae. The transcript has 2 exons. The record is from RefSeq and is a predicted model, not a curated record.